Molecule: messenger RNA, 1346 nt
Organism: Vigna umbellata (rice bean)
Lineage: Eukaryota; Viridiplantae; Streptophyta; Magnoliopsida; Fabales; Fabaceae
Product: protein RGF1 INDUCIBLE TRANSCRIPTION FACTOR 1
Molecular function (GO): zinc ion binding
Source: RefSeq, a predicted model, not a curated record
CCUCACCAUACCACAUCCUUUCUUUCCUUCUCGCCUAUUCUUUCUUGGUAACAGUAAUAUUUGUAUCUUCAGCUGCCAAGCGCCGUUUCCUUUUACUCUCUCUUUCUCUCUCUUCCUUUUUCAAAAUCCAGUUUUUACUUACUCUGAUCAUGCCUCCACUGCCUCACUCUUCUACAUAACCAUCGCACACUACUCACUCACCCAAUUCUUUUUCCUUCUUCUCCCCCUGACACACUCACACACGCAAAUUCAAAUUUCACUACCAAAAACAAUGUCACCCGUGCAGUUCGUUUCUUCCUCCUCUCAUGCUCCUUCUUGGCUUCAACUCCUCCUCACCGAGAAGUUCUACAACGCUUGCAUAAUUCACGAGGAGGCAAAGAAGAACGAGAAGAACGUCUAUUGCUUGGAUUGUUGCAUCAGUCUCUGCCCUCACUGUUUGUCCCCUCACCGCUCUCAUAGACUCUUGCAGAUUAGAAGAUAUGUGUAUCAUGAUGUUAUAAGGUUGGAUGACGCUGCAAAAUUAAUUGACUGCACUUCAGUUCAAUCCUACACGACCAACAGUGCAAAAGUGGUAUUUUUAAACCAAAGGCCACAGGCAAGGAACUUCAGAGGCUCCGGCAAUUUCUGCAGCACCUGUGACAGAAGUCUGCAAGACCCAUACCAUUUCUGCUCCCUUUCUUGCAAGAUCAAUUAUCUGGUCAGAACUAAGGGUUCUCUCUCUGGUUACCUCUUCGAGUGCAACUACUUGCCGCUACCGGAAUGUGGGCUCGACGAUGGUCUGAUGACCCCUGACUCGGUUCUGGAACCGGCCGGUUCGGCUAGAACCUCGUCAGGCUCCGGAGGGUAUGGUGGGGUGGAUUGCAGGACCACCCUGGCUUGCACUGCAACCACUGAGAUUGUGAGGAAGAAGAGAACCGGAGGCUCUGGUUUCCGGCCACCGUGCCGACCGGCGUGUUCGCCUGUGUCGGAAAUCUCGGCGGGUCUGAUGAACCGGAGGAAAGGGAACCCCCAGAGGUCCCCGCUGUACUGAAGGAGUUGCGAGAGGGUGAGGAGGUUCUCUGAGAUGAAAACGAAAAACCGUCUCACGAAAGAAAACAACUUUUUGGUAUUUUGCUAUUAUGAUUAUCAAUUAUUCUAAAUAUUACUAUGGAGUUAAAAUCUGGGAUUGCAACUUAAUACACUUUACAGGGAAGAAAAACCUCCUAGUUUUGUAGAUUAUCACCCUCUGCUUUGUUGCUGCUGCUAUGUAUCUAUGUACCGAGUUUGGUAGAACAAUGUAAUGAUUUAUUUUGAGGUUUAUGAGUGUUACUGUUAUAGUAUUAUAUAAUAUAUGGAGCAAUUGGUGU